AUGAAGCCUGAAGAUGGAGAGCCCUUAUAUCUUUACAUGGCAGUAUCUUCAACUUCAGUAAGUGCAGUGCUAGAAAAGGAAAUAGAAAGUCAACAAAAUCCUAUUUACUACGUAAGCAAAAGUUUAAUUGAUGCUGAAACCAGGUACUCUCAUCUCGAAAAACUUAUACUUGCAUUGGUAAUGGCAUCUACUAAGCUUAGGCAUUACUUUGAAACGCAGGCUAUACAUGUUAGGACUAACUACCCUAUAAAAUGUGUCCUAAGAAAACCUGAAGUAUCUAGUAGGAUGGCUAAGUGGUCCGUUAAAUUAAGUGCUUUUAAUUUAAUCUAUGAACCUAGGACUGCUAUAAAAUCACAGGCCUUAGCAGACAUUGUGGCUGAUUUCAGUACCGAUUUGCAAUCUGAUGUAGACUUAGAAGUAAAAAUGCUAGAAGAAUCCACUGAAAAGUGGACUUUACAUACUGAUGUUGCAGCUAAUGUUAAAAGAAUAGGAUUAGGCAUCGUACUAAAAUCGCCACAGGGGAUAUCAUACCCCAGAUCAUUGCUUCUAGCUAAUCAUUUUAAUGGAACAUGUGCUGCGAAGGGUGAAAAAUUAAUACAAUAUUUGGAAAUUGUCAAAAAACUGGCAGAAAAUUUUGAUUUGUUUGACAUAGAGCAAGUUCCUAGAGAAGAAAAUACUGAAGCUGAUGCUUUAGCUAAUUUAGGAUCAACACUUAAGAUGUCACCAGAAACUAAGAUUCCUAUAGUUCACAUUUUGCAACCUGCUAUAGGAACAGAAUCAGCAAAGAUAUUAGCUAUUGAAGGUACAGAAAUAGACCAACCUGAGAACAAUCAAAAUUCACGGACUACACCCAUAAUAGAAUAUUUAAAUACUGGGACAAUUCCUAAGGAUGAACACCCAAAGAGUUUUCGCAUGAAAACUGCACAUUAUUCUAUGAUAAAUGGUACUUUGUAUAGAAGAUCACUUGCAGGACCAUAUCUUCGAUGUUUGGAACACCCUGAGACUACUGAGGUACUCAAAGAUAUCCAUGAAGGUGAAUGUGGAAACCAAAUAGCAGGAAGAUCUUUGUACUCCAAGAUCUUGAGAACAGGUUAUUAUUGGCCAACUAUGAAACAAGACGCUGAAGAAUACGCUAAGAAAUGUGAUGCAUGCCAAUGA
Molecule: messenger RNA, 1158 nt
Organism: Erigeron canadensis
Lineage: Eukaryota; Viridiplantae; Streptophyta; Magnoliopsida; Asterales; Asteraceae
Exons: 2
Coding region: 1-1158 (385 amino acids)
Molecular function (GO): nucleic acid binding
Source: RefSeq, a predicted model, not a curated record